Sphenostylis stenocarpa is the source of this 261-nucleotide messenger RNA. The record is from the annotation of a GenBank genome assembly. Lineage: Eukaryota; Viridiplantae; Streptophyta; Magnoliopsida; Fabales; Fabaceae.
AUGUCGUACGACGAAGUGGAGAUCGAGGACAUGGAGUGGAACGAGGAGUUGCAGGCGUACACGUACCCGUGCCCAUGCGGGGACCUCUUCCAGAUCACGAAGGAAGACCUUAAGCUCGGCGAAGAGAUUGCUCGGUGCCCUAGCUGCUCCCUCUACAUCACCGUCGUCUACAACAUGGAAGAUUUCCUCGCCGAUUCCGACCAAAAUCGACGGAACAAUGGUCUCCAACCUUCCAAACAGCAACCCGUAACCGUUGCUUGA